Molecule: messenger RNA, 504 nt
Organism: Striga hermonthica
Lineage: Eukaryota; Viridiplantae; Streptophyta; Magnoliopsida; Lamiales; Orobanchaceae
Source: the annotation of a GenBank genome assembly
AUGGAGGCCAAGAUCAAUCAAUUCUUCGAUUCUGUCACUAGUUUCUUCCGCGGCGGAGAUCAAAUCCCAUGGUCGACACCUGAUGUUGUCCGAGGCUGCGAGCGAGAAAUUGUGGAGGCCAAAAAAGAGGGCUCGGAUGAUAGGGUAAACGAAGGUAUUAUGCGGCUUUCGUGGGCUCUUGUACAUUCCAGACAAACUGAAGAUGUUCAACGAGGGAUAGCCAUGCUCGAAGCUUCACUAACCAACACGAACAGCCCAUUGCAAAAAAGAGAGAAACUUUAUCUGCUUGCAGUUGGAUAUUACAGAAGUGGAGACUAUGCAAGGAGCAGGCAGAUCCUAGAUCAGUGCUUGGAGAUUGCGCCUGACUGGAGGCAAGCUCUUUCUCUGAAGAAAGCUGUGGAGGAUCGAAUUACUAAAGAUGGUGUUAUUGGAAUUGGCAUCACUGCAACUGCCGUUGGGCUUUUAGCCGGAGGGAUAGCAGCUGCAUUGGCUCGAAAAAAUUGA